Messenger RNA from Mizuhopecten yessoensis (Yesso scallop), 561 nucleotides. RefSeq lists its product as uncharacterized. The record is from RefSeq and is a predicted model, not a curated record. The transcript is spliced from 5 exons. NCBI's taxonomy places the organism in Eukaryota, Metazoa, Mollusca, Bivalvia, Pectinida, Pectinidae. Bases 53 to 532 code for a protein of 159 amino acids. Gene Ontology annotation, molecular function: calcium ion binding.
UCAGCAGGGAAGGUCGAUCUUUUUGGAAUUCGACAUCGAGGACGAUAGCAAUAUGUUCUCCGUCCGAUAUCUGCCGAUUUUUGUCCUUUUCGUGUAUGGAUACAGGCUGAGCCAGGCUUCCGACGACCCAGUUCAGAUCUUUCUGUCCCACAUAGAUAACGCGACAAAUAACCUGUGGGUCCAGCUCGAGACCGACGACGACCACGUCUUCCUCAGAAGCGACCUCGAGUCCUUCAUCCACUCGUACGACACCGACAACAAUACUCAUGUGACACGAUUAGAAUUCUAUACCCAUUUUCUGAAAGACGAUCCUGACUUGGGAUCGAUAGCGUAUGGCUUGUUUCUCGAGUUUGACUCGAACCAAGACGGUGUGAUUGACUCGAAGGACCUUGAUACCAUCUAUGCACGUAUUGAUAUCAACAAUGACUUGAGAGUUGAUGAAACAGAAUUCAAGCAAUACUUUAAAUCUUUGCUGACUGUGCUAUUCCUGAUACACAUACAGGGUAUUCCCGAGCCAGGACCUAUUGUGUAGUAGAACGAAUAAAAUAUGUAUAGGGAGAG